CCUCUCUUAGCCUUUCCCAAUUGUUAUUCCUCCUGGUAGACAAUUCAUCUCCUUAAGCCUUAAACAAACGAGACCCACAGCAUUACAACAUACAGGGACACAAAACCCUCCUUCACAUCACAAAAAAUGCGCCCGCUAGACGAGGCCGAAACGACCGCCGUUUUCGAAAAGCUCUUCAAGUUCACUGGCAAUAACCUCAAGAAUAUCGUCGAAAACCCAUCUCACGAGGGUCCUGACUCGAACCCGGGUCGAUAUUGUUUCCGGCUCCAUAAGAACCGUGUCUAUUACGUCAGCGAGUCCCUCGUCAAACGCGCCACGAACAUCGCAAGACCAAAUCUGGUCUCUCUCGGCACGUGCAUCGGCAAGUUCACGCACAGCGGCAAGUUUCACCUCACAAUACAGGCGCUGAAUUUGGUUGCGGCAAAUGCAAGACAUAAAGUAUGGAUAAAACCCACAUCCGAGAUGUCGUUUUUGUACGGCAACCACGUAUUGAAAGGCGGGUUAGGGAGGAUAACAGACAGUAUUGCCCCAGGUGAUGGAGUGGUGGUGUUUUCGAUGUCUGACGUGGCGUUAGGAUUUGGCGUAGCGGCGAAGAGUACACAGGAUUGUCGGAAACUGGACCCCAAUGGGAUUGUGGUUCUGCAUCAGGCUGAUAUUGGAGAGUAUUUGAGGAUGGAGGAUGAACUCUGAAGAGAAUUUAGGUUUUUUUUUGGGGGAAGUUUUUUAGUGGUCUUGUAAGUGGAGUUAUUAAUUAUGAGCGGUUUGAUUGUUAGAUUGUCAUUGUUGUUGAAUUAUAAUGAACUCGGGUUAUGUUUAAUAUCAAAUGCAUGCUAUACUGAAUUUAGUAUA
Messenger RNA from Mangifera indica (mango), 849 nucleotides. Its product is annotated as 60S ribosome subunit biogenesis protein NIP7 homolog. Gene Ontology annotation, molecular function: RNA binding. The transcript has a single exon. Bases 127 to 690 code for a protein of 187 amino acids. Gene Ontology annotation, biological process: ribosomal large subunit biogenesis; ribosome assembly. NCBI's taxonomy places the organism in Eukaryota, Viridiplantae, Streptophyta, Magnoliopsida, Sapindales, Anacardiaceae. Gene Ontology annotation, cellular component: preribosome, large subunit precursor; nucleolus; nucleus. The record is from RefSeq and is a predicted model, not a curated record.